CGGGGGCGGGGCGGGGCGGGCCGCCGGCCGCAGCCGCAGGUGGGGCCGCUCGCUGCCAGGGACCCGGCGGGAGCCCCGCGCCCCGCGCCCCGCGCGCCCAGGAUGCCCCGCGGGGACUCGGAGCAGGUGCGCUACUGCGCGCGCCUCUCCUACCUCUGGCUCAAGUUCUCGCUGGUCAUCUACUCCACGGUGUUCUGGGGGCCAGCUUGGAUGGGGAGAUGGCUCCAGGGCCCUCUUAGCAGAGUCUUGUAUUGUCAGCACCAGUGCAGGUGCUGGGAGGUGCUUUGGCUUUGGGCAGGAGCCCGGGGCUCACUGGCCGUGCUGAUCGGGACCCUGGUUCUGUCGGUGGGGAUCUACGCGGAGGUCGAGCGGCAGAAAUAUAAAACCCUCGAAAGUGCCUUCCUGGCCCCGGCCAUUAUCCUCAUCCUCCUGGGCAUCAUCAUGUUCAUUGUCUCCUUCCUCGGCGUGCUGGCCUCCCUGCGAGACAACCUGUGCCUUCUGCAAGCGUUUAUGUACACCCUCGGGAUCUGCCUCAUCAUCGAGCUCAUUGGCGGCGUGGUGGCCUUGAUCUUCCGGAACCAGACCAUCGACUUUCUGAACAGCAACAUUCGAAGAGGCAUCGUGAACUACUACGAUGACCUGGACUUCAAAAACAUCAUGGACUUUGUUCAGAAGAAGUUCAAGUGCUGUGGCGGCGAGGACUACCGCGACUGGAGCAAAAACCAGUACCACGACUGCAACGCCCCCGGACCCCUGGCCUGCGGGGUGCCCUACACCUGCUGCUUCAGGAACACGACAGAGGUCGUCAACACCAUGUGUGGCUACAGGACGAUCGACAAGGAGCGCCUCAGCGUGCAGGACGUCAUCUAUGUGCGGGGCUGCACCAACGCCGUGCUCAUCUGGUUCAUGGACAACUACACCAUCAUGGCGGGCCUCCUGCUGGGCAUCCUGCUCCCCCAGUUCCUGGGGGUGCUGCUGACCUUCCUGUACAUCACGCGGGUGGAGGACAUCAUCACGGAGUACUCGGUCACCGACGGGCUGCUGGGGCCCGGCGCCAAGCCCCGCCUGGACGCGGCGGGCGCAGGGUGCUGCAUGUGCUACCCCAGCUAGGGCCGCCGGGGGCAGGGCGGCCGGAGGACGAUGCCAGCGCAGCCCUGCCUCGUGGGCGCCGGACAGGACAGGGGUCCUCUCCCUGGUCGGCACUGAACAGAGCCUGGCUGUUGGCUCUCGUGGCUGGCUGGGGCCUCCCGUGGCCACUGGAGGAUCGAACC
Molecule: messenger RNA, 1271 nt
Organism: Pipistrellus kuhlii (Kuhl's pipistrelle)
Lineage: Eukaryota; Metazoa; Chordata; Mammalia; Chiroptera; Vespertilionidae
Gene: TSPAN15
Product: tetraspanin 15
Exons: 9
Coding region: 103-1110 (335 amino acids)
Cellular component (GO): membrane
Source: RefSeq, a predicted model, not a curated record